This is a messenger RNA of Pelodiscus sinensis (Chinese soft-shelled turtle), 1986 nucleotides long. NCBI's taxonomy places the organism in Eukaryota, Metazoa, Chordata, Testudines, Trionychidae. The record is from RefSeq and is a predicted model, not a curated record.
AUGGAGAGGAGCGCCAAGUCCGCUGGCAACGGGAAAUCCCCCGGCAACGGGAAGUCCCCGAGCAAUGGGAAAUCCCCCGGCAACGGGAAAUCCCCGAGCAAUGGGAAAUCCCCCGGCAACGGGAAAUCCCCUGGCAACGUGAAAUCACCCGGCAACGGGAAAUCCCCGGGCAACGGGAAAUCCCCGGGCAACACCAAAGUGGCAGCAGCGGGGAGACCCCCGGCCGUGGAAAAGGGCCUGGGCAAGGCCCAGCUGCUGUUCCAAUUCUGUCCCGGCUCCCCUGGGCCCUGGCAACUGUCAACGCCCUCCCGCCAGGAUGUGGGGCAGCCCCCUACAGAGGAGCCCUGGGGGGCUGGCGAGUCCCUGGAUUACACCCCACCCUCUGAUGGUGCCAACUGGGAGGAGCUGAGGGGGCUGGAGGUGACUCCCACCUCUCUCUCGGAGCCCUGGGCUGAGGAGGCUCCCAGCCCAGCCCCUGUCGCGCCGGGGGAGGCCGAGGAGUACGUGACGGGGGAGGACACAGCACUGCCGGGGCAGGAGUACGAGUACGUCUAUAAGGACUUUCCCGAGGGAGCCGAGCCAUCGGAGCUGGGGCCCGUGCUCUCUGCAGAGACCCCCCAGAACGGAGGCGCUGUGCGUGGCGUCAGAGGCUACAAAGGGGAGAAGGGAGAGCCGGCCGUCAUGGAACCGGGAAUGCUGGUGGAGGGCCCCCCUGGCCCCGAAGGACCUGCGGGCAUAACAGGGCCGCCGGGAACACAGGGCCCCCCAGGCCCCUCAGGAGAUCCUGGUGAGAGGGGUCCCCCUGGCCGUUCAGGUCUCCCGGGCUCGGAUGGGAUGCCCGGCCCCCCGGGCUCAUCUCUCAUGCUCCCGUUCCGCUUUGGGAGCAGCGGUGGUGAGAAGGGGCCGGUGGCAUCAGCACAAGAGGCACAGGCCCAGGCCAUUUUGCAGCAAGCCCGGAUGGCCCUGCGUGGCCCCCCGGGACCCAUGGGCUACACCGGCCGGCCUGGGCCCCUGGGGCAGCCAGGGAGCCCCGGGCUGAAGGGAGAAGCCGGAGACUUUGGACCCCAGGUAACGGGCUUGGAGACCAGCACGGCCCCGACUCUGAGCCCGGCUCCUGUCCCCACACCCCAGCCCCUGAGCCUGACUCCAGGUGAGACGGGCUCCCAGGGCAUCCCAGGCCCCCACGGAGAGGAUGGUGAGGGGGGAGACGAUGGAGAGAUUGGACCCAGAGGGCUCCCCGGAGAACCGGGCCCCAGAGGUUUGCUUGGACCCAAAGGCCCCCCGGGGAUACCCGGACCUCUGGGCGUGCGUGGCAUAGACGGCCCCAUCGGCCCCAAGGGGAACCUGGGGCCGCAAGGUGAGCCAGGCCCCCCCGGGCAGCAGGGAACCCCAGGCACCCAGGGAUUGUCUGGCCCACAAGGUGCUAUGGGCCCCCCUGGAGAGAAGGGUCCCGGAGGCAAACCUGGCCUCCCCGGCAUGCCCGGCUCCGACGGGCCUCCUGGACACCCAGGGAAGGAAGGUCCGCCAGGAACCAGAGGGAACCAGCGACUCUCCCCUGCUACUGGGCUGAUCUCUUUCCGCUACCCAGGCCCACGUGGUGUAAAGGGCGUGGAUGGAAUUCGGGGGCUGAAGGGUCACAAGGGUGAGAAGGGCGAGGACGGAUUCACGGGGUUCAAGGGCGACAUGGGGGUGAAAGGAGACAGGGGCGAGGAGGGCGUGCCAGGGUCCAGAGGAGAGGAUGGACCGGAAGGUCCCAAGGGCCGGACCGGACCCACAGGUGACCCGGGCCCCCUCGGGCUGCUGGGAGAGAAGGGGAAGCUGGGUGUGCCGGGGCUUCCUGGGUAUCCAGGACGGCAAGGCUCAAAGGGAUCUCAGGGCUUCCCGGGCUUUCCCGGAGCCAAUGGCGAGAAGGGAUCUCGGGGUGUAUCCGGGAAGCUGGGCCCCCGGGGCGAGCGCGGCGGGGGGAAAGGGGGGGAUUGGGGGUAG